UAGCCGGAGUUGCUCAAGUGCCAUUCUCACGGUGCGCUGCGCGGCGGACAAUCGAGGGAGCGGACCAAUGGGGGCCCGUGUAGGCGGGGCCUAGCUCCGCGGCGCAUGCGUUCUCGUUUCGAAAAAAGAGGAGUAGUUCACGUCUACCGUUUUAGUAGUUUCUCGCCUUCCGCUAGGACACUUGUUCCUCCUGCUACAGUUUAUGAUAGGGAAAAAGUGGUUGCUCGUUCCUCGCCCCCUGCUUGCGUGCGUGCGUUUCUUCCUCGGCCGUUUGGAUUUAAGUUGUUUUAUGUUCACGUACCCACGGACUGUGUGUGUGUUUUCUUGUGCCCAAAAUUGUGAUCAACAUUUCUCAGCCACGCAAUAUGGCACCAGAUGUUUCCCGCAUUUCUCGCAGAGAGCUUGAGAACGUGUCGGAACUUGUGACAGUGAAGCAAGAGCAAGGCGUUAUCCUGACCCCUCCUCACACCCCAACGAUGGAUUCAUCGAGUCCGCGAAUCAAAAGCGAAGAGUCUGCGAUGGCCCCGGACAUGUCGCAGCUAGAGCAGAUGCGUCAGAGCAUGUUCAACCAGCUGCCCUGCUACUACCCCCCGAGUGGGGUCUCCCCGAAGCAGUCGGCUUUCUCGCCGUGCCCCCAGCUCCCGUUCUGCCCGAAAACGGAUCUCGGCCACGUGUACCCCGGCCUGGAGGCCAACUUGGAGUCGGCCAACCUCCCCUUCUACCUGCCCUUCGGCUCGGUGAACCCGCAGAACGUCCACCAGAUCAAGGAGUUCGUGUCCAGGAUGAUGUACUGGAACAGCGUGUCCGCGCUCGUGCCCUCGCAACAGUCGAUGCGCAUGGCCGCCAGGUGCGCCAACGCCUCUGCUCUCAAGUUCAACCGGAGUGUUGCUGGUGGCGUCGUCGGCGGCAAAGGCGCCAAGGCCCCCGGAUCCACCCGGCCCAAGAAGAGGUUCAUCUGUAAAUACUGCAAUCGGGAGUUCUCCAAGUCGUACAACCUCCUCAUCCACGAGAGGACACACACCGAUGAGAGACCCUACAGCUGUGAUAUCUGCGGAAAGGCCUUCCGCAGGCAGGAUCAUCUUAGAGACCAUAGGUACAUCCAUUCAAAAGACAAGCCCUACAGAUGCGAAGAGUGCGGGAAAGGCUUCUGCCAAUCACGGACUCUGGCCGUUCAUCAAAACCAUCACAAGGACGUGCCCCCGCACAGCUGCAAUAUCUGCGGUCGUCGCUUCAACCAAAAGUCCAACUUGAGGACCCACGAACUCACCCACCACCACCCGCGGCCCGAAAGCGCCGACCAACCCUUGGCUCUACAUCGGCCCGCACCCCAGGAGUCCUCUGAACCCCGGCCUAAGCUUGGAUUCUCCAUCGAGGAUAUCAUGAGACGCCGGUAGAUAUCCUUUUGUUGGUCUCCUUUCGUUUUUCUUGUUUGUGUUCUAGUUGCAUCUCUGUGCUCUGAUACUUCCCCUUUUACAUUUUCAUUUUAAAACACUCACGUGCUAGCUCAUGUUUGAACUUACCAUCAUGCUUGGAUUUGAAUAAUUUCUGCUGUUCAUUCUGGUUUUAAUUUUGCUUAUUGAUGCUCGGGUUUUUUUGUCAAACUUCUCCAAUUAUUUUGUUCAUUUUCUAAUUUGGAGCACAACGCAUCAUUUAUGCCGGUGUUCGUUUUGUUCUUCAAAUUCUCAUCAUAAUCUAUGUAUCUGGGGAAGAAUCUAUGUGUAAGUUUUAACGCUGACUCCUUUACAGCACACAAAAGUUUCUUGGAGAUGUACUCUAAACAUGGUCUCAGCUAGUCCUCAUUAUUUUCUUUUCCUAAAAAUUUAUUCGUUGUUUUGUCUUGUACCUACGUAUUUGUUAAAUUUACUCCUAAGAUUUUGUAAAAUAGAUUUUACUCUUGAUACUUUGCAAAGUAUGACAUACGUCUUUUUAAAAUUUGGCCUCACGACCGUUAAAAAUUAAACCCUACAUUGAUUAAUUUGCGCCCACCCAUAAAAUUCGAGUGUUUAUCAAUAUCUUCUUUGAUUUUUCACUUUGCUCAGGAGAUAUUAUAACAUUUCAAUUUCAAUUCUUAAAUAUUUCGAGCCCCAUCACAGCACAAUUAUUCGAUGUCUCCAUCAAAUCUCAGCAAAAUUAUUUUAGUAGCUACGUUCAAGCUUAUGACACUCUUAUAAUAAUCAAUGGACCAAAGAACUCUUGACUGAUCGUAGAUAAGCCAAUUUUAGGUAAGGUUUUAUUAGGUUUAAGGUUUAGUAUGCUUAUGUUACCAAGUUCCAUAUUCUCAUGUCAACUACCUCUUCUGCACUUAUCCUCUGAUCUCUGAUAGGUAAUUUGAAUUUGAAGUAAAAUCAUCCCAAUCUGCUUUGUUUCUCCUCUUCGAACGCUCUUAAAGCAUUUUAACUACUAUUUAUUUCAUUUUAAAAUGUAAAAAUAUUUUCAUGAUUACAAAUUCGACACGAAUUUCUCAAAAAAGCUGGUUCUUUUAAAAUAUAGCAGUGAAUAGAAGAAUAUACAAGUAUACUCAUUCAACAAUUUUUUCUAGAAAUGCCCGGUGAACUAUAACAUGUUUUAGUUAGAAUUUAAAAUAAAACUGUUUCCAGAACGUAUAGAAGACCGUACUAUUUCCAUCUAAGUCUUGAGCGGUUCGCUUUUGGUGAAUUUCCAGCAAUAGUUCUACUUUAUGUUUACAAUUUUUCCGAUAUUCAUUCACUGAUGUUCAAACUGUUACUGACGGUAUAAUGACUUAAAAUGCAAUUCAAACUUACAAUUUUGUUCUGUAACCGGCAAUUUCAAUUUUCAAUGAAAAAUUAAUUGUAAAAUUUACUUUUCAUUUACGGUGCAUUCGAUUUAGGUCUUAAAAUAAUUUGUAAAUAUUUCUUCUAUUUCCUCUUUGUAAAAAUAAUGUAAAUGCCCUUAUUCUUUUUUAAGAAAUACUUGUUGUUUAGUAUGAAUUUGUUGUAAAGUAGUCACAGAAAUAUCGUUAUUUAUUUAUUAUGUACGGAAAGAAAAUUUUAAAUAAAAAAAAAUAAUUAUGAAUGCAAA
Bemisia tabaci is the source of this 3039-nucleotide messenger RNA. RefSeq lists its product as uncharacterized. Gene Ontology annotation, molecular function: DNA-binding transcription factor activity, RNA polymerase II-specific; RNA polymerase II transcription regulatory region sequence-specific DNA binding. NCBI's taxonomy places the organism in Eukaryota, Metazoa, Arthropoda, Insecta, Hemiptera, Aleyrodidae. Gene Ontology annotation, cellular component: nucleus. The record is from RefSeq and is a predicted model, not a curated record. Gene Ontology annotation, biological process: embryo development; regulation of transcription by RNA polymerase II.